This is a messenger RNA of Cladocopium goreaui, 2685 nucleotides long. The record is from the annotation of a GenBank genome assembly. NCBI's taxonomy places the organism in Eukaryota, Dinophyceae, Suessiales, Symbiodiniaceae.
AUGACGGGUGGCACCAAAGGUCUCGACUUUUUCAUUCCUCAGUGGGCGCGGCCAACACGGGAUUGGUGCAAGGGAGACGGAAGUUUGGAUGCUGAGCUAACUGAUGUGGAUGACCCGUCAUGGGGUGUGCUACGGGUGGUGUGCGACGAAGAGGGAGUGCAGAACAAAGCACUCCAUUUUCUGAGUUCCUAUGUUGGGUUGCGCUUGGCGGUGACACCGGAGACAUGUCACCCCAAGUGGAACGCAUUUCGUCGUGCAGCUGACCACAGUCAGUUACAAUUCGAUUUGAUGAGGUUGACAAUUGCCUGUAACUAUGGCCAUGGGACCAGACUUACUGGAGAGCGUGCUACAAACCGACGGCUCAUGUUGGAGAGUUAUCUUUCAAAACAAAGCGACGCAUGGUUUGAGGAUAUCAGUGCUGAAAUAGCAGAGGACCGGGGCAUAGAUGUAGCUGAUGCUCAGUCAUGCCGUGCUUUGGUAGAAGACUUUAUGGAAUGUCCGAGUAUCAGAAAAAGAGGUGAUUAUGCGAAGAACAAGAGUUGGUUUGGAGUGCUCAACCUGCUGACUCUGUUGAAAAAUGACUGGACAAUUCUGCGCGAGGCGUCGAACGCCAUUCUUUCAGAUGACACCGACAGCGCCAAUGAUGAUGACAUUGCCGAGCAUCUUGAAGGACCCAACAACUGUGAUGUGUCUCAGCCUGCUGGUGGAGCGCCAGAGUCAGACAUGCCAGGUGCUCCCAUGAGACCAAUGAGUAAAAGUGAGUUCUUCAAGGCUUACAAGUCAAAGGGGUCACAUCAGAUGUAUUGUGACGUGAUGAACGAUCCAACUCUGCGGGCAUCAGCAGAACUCAUCACCCGAAUCUCUAGGCCACUUCACCUUCGCUACCAGUUCGACCUGAAGAGCAACCAGAAGGGCCUUGAUGAGAUCCUGGAGUGGAAUGCACAACGAAGCCUUGGAUCAUCAUUUGCUGUCGUGAGGGAUAUCAUGAAAGUGACUGUGUCCCCAGGUUUGUCAAAAGUCAUGCGAAUGUCACCUCCAUGCAUUCCUCCACUGCCCCCUGACGCUGCAGUACUGGAUGAGGAUUUUAUUCUCAUUGGCAAAGUGUUCCGCUUUGGCGUGCAUUUGGCGGGCAACUUCGCAUGGUCUGAGAUGCUCCACAGGCUUACGUUGCCUUUGGCGGCCAACGCGUUGCUUGCGGGGAAUGAGCAGCACAGGAAACGAGGGAUGUCCCGCUUGAAAAAGAUGGUGGAAGCCAUCUUCACUGCUGAGAACUUGGCCGAGGAAAGACUGGACCUUUCCAGCUGCCUGAAAGACCUGGCCUUCCAGGAGGAAAGCUUCUCUCGAGAAAUCAUGAUCAAUUUGAAGAGGUCUGGCUACAAAUUUGGCCAGCCUGGUACAACCCAAGUAACAAAAGCCAUGACCAAAUUUUCUGGUGGAUCAUCUUCAACCAAAGAAAUACUUGAGUCAACCUUUGGCUAUUUGGCGCACAUCGUGGCGAAAAAUUCCACCAACAAGUCCAUGGCCAUGUCAAACCUUUGGUUUUACCUUACCACCAGUUCUUUUGUGAGGGCAAGUGGGAUGCUGCAGAACAUCCCCAGUCAAUCUGACUGGGUCGCAUGGCUUCCGCGCUAUGGUUUUCAAUCUGGGCUUCCGUCGGACAAUAUGUUUGCAAAUUACAAUCGAGCAUUCCAGGGCUCCAAGACAAAAAUUCCAAAAGCUGAUGAUGUGGACAUACCCAGAAACGCACAAGGGGGAGCCAAGACGCAAUCUGCAGCUGCAGGUGUGUUCUUCUUGAGGGGGCAGAUCUUCUGGGAUUCCAGGAGCAACGACUACUUCCUGAGCCUUGGUUUCCAUGGCUGGUGUGCUCUGGGCGUUCACUUGCGGACGGCAGUGAUUGGCAACCAGAUGUAUGUUUUCCACGAUUCUGGCCAAGCUGAUGAAACUUUGGGCUCUGAUCUACUCUUCAACUUUUCUUUUGGUGAGGAUACCAAGUGGAAAUUCGUGACGCACACCCUCUUGCCCCCUGCUUGCUUGCCAGAGCCGCUCCAUCACUUCGGAUUUGCAUGUCUUGUGCACAACCACCAGGAAUGGAUCCUGAGAGGAACCAUCGAGAACGGUUUGUUCUUGAACAUGCAACGAUUGAAGCAGGUAUGUCACUCACUGCAGAUCAAACCAGCACCAGGGUCAGGGUCUGGCAAAAACGGUGCCUUGAAAAAAGUGGAUUGGGCAAAACUGUUGGUUGCACACAUCUGGCCAAAUUGCAACCAAGAUUUUUUCACAAAAUGCGUCAGCAACUUGUGUGGUCGGAAUCACGAGAAGGUGGACAUUGCAGUUCUUGCAAUGGCCGCAGAAAUGGAUUUAGACAACAAAGAUGCGUUCAAGAACUUACAGAAACAUGCAGAACAUUGUUUGGAAGAACGUGUAUUUGGGCCCGGCCGGUCUUCAGUGAUCAAAAAAACAGAAACUCCAAAGCCUGCAGCCGUGGAGGCUGAUCAGAAAAAAAAUCGAAAAGCCAAGGAACAAGAAAAAACUGCAAAGAAGAAGGAAUAUGAUCGACUGUUCGAUCUCACUCCAUCAGCGCUGAAAGCGCUACUGCCGGGUGGUGGAGAGAUUUCUGGCGUGUUUUGGAUGAGAUUCCACCCCAUCAAGAAGUUUUGGAGAGCCGAUUACCCCAUUGGCUCUUGA